GUUUCGAAACCUCUCCCAAUUCUAUGCCCUGGGUUGGAAGUGUUACUCUUUAUCCGUCCGUGCACCUGUUUUCGAAUUGAAUUGACAUAGAAUACUUACAUUUUGAAUAAAAGCUGAAUUAUUAAUGUUGUGUCGUUAGGUUGAAAAAUGGUUUCCCAACUUCAAAUACAUUUGAACUUACUUUAAAUAUUUUGCGUUAUGAUCCAUUUCAAUCAAAGUGGUAGCCUGCCAUACUUGUUUCAUAAAGAUUUCCUAGCGGUUGUUUACGAAAUGUUAAACAAUGGAAGAAUAAAGACACUUAAAUCUAUAUUUUCAUUAUCUGAAACAGGUGGGCUCAUGACAAUUACUCAAGAUAAGAACUGUGACGAUUGCGUAUCACUAACAAUCGGAUCCGCAUGACGAACACGAUGUCUGUGUAGCUGUGUAUGUAACCAAAUCUAUCCAUCAAGCUAUCAAUAAACAUUACCGGAAGUCUACACAAGAAAAACACAUAUCCUCGUUGUCUUUUACGGAAAAUGGUUAGCACAUUAAAACGGUAUUUUAUUGCCGCCGAGUCAUUACACUGUAAUAAUUUUGGACGAUUAAUGCACUACCGUUGUCGCGGAUCGCCAAGCUGCACUACAACCACUACUAAUACUCUAGCUGUGCAUAGGGAAGGCUCUACACCAGUGGUGACUGUCGAAGGAUGAACAUUGCUUUGAUACACCGCCAACAAGGAAGCUCUGUUUACGCUGAAUGACGGAAGCGGGCAGGUGUAAUACAGUUUCAAUACUUUUGCAAUCAACAGUGUAAACCUUUAAGACAAUUGACAAUAACAUUUUAUUUUAACUUUUAUGGCAAAUUCAAGAUUAAGGAUUUGAAAUUGUUUAUAUUUGUGUGGAAUUAAGUGAAAAGACUGAUAGAAAUAAUGAGGAUGGAUAAUCUCCGAUUGAUGCCUGGUUGUUUUCGACUGCUGAUGGUAGUUUUCAUUGUGUUAGCGCUGUACCAGCCAUGUUGUCAAGGGCUAGCAUCCGGAAGGGCCGCUGUUGCAUCGAAAAACAGACUUCAUAAAGUUAGCACGAAGGUGAUGGCUUCCACCAAAGGUAAUAUCUCCCUACACAAAGGCAAACGUCCGUCAGAAAUUCAUCGAACAAGGAUCGUCCCGUCAACCCGCGUUACUUCCUGUCUGAAGCUUCAGUGUCCAGUGUCCACACCCAAAUCUUGUCGCUAUCUCACCAUCGUCCUUUUGAGAGGUGGGAAACGGUGCCGUCGAUGCACAAUUAAGAGAUCCAGAAAAUGUCGUGUUUCAAAAACCACAAAAAAGGUCCUACCAAGAAAAAUAAAAACCAUUUCAAAAUCGUCAAGCAUCACUGCGAAAAAAUCAAGAAAGGCGUCGUCUGCUCGAAUUAAAGGAGCCGCCAUCAGAAAAAAGACAAGAGCAAAACUGAAUAAUUUCGAGGGACGCUGGAUGAAGGGGUUCUCAAGUGAUUGAAGUCCAUUGCAACAAAUGGAAAUGCAGAUUAUCAGCAUUUGUCUGGACUAAAUAAUAGUGAAAAAUUAUGAAUUAUUUCAGAAAAUAACUUUCUAAUUACGAAAGCUAGUGCAAUGCUGAUUUGGUUCUAAUUAUUGGCACUGAAGCUUGUUUUGAUUAUUUUUUUUACUUUUGUUUCUUUAGAAAUAAUAAUUUGCUCUAGGCAGACACAUAAUUCGUUGGUAUGAUUUGAUUGUUUCACACUUGAACUCAUAAGAAUAAAUUCUCUUACAUUGUAAGUAUAUAAUAAAUUACCAUAAUGACUGAUUUUCAAAGUACUGGUACUCUACCUAAUAACUGUAAAUCCUUAUUAGGUUUCUGUUAAAAUCACAUUAUUUACGUUUGUGAUUUAUGUAAGGUAUGUAAGGAAUGUAUGAAUGUAAGAUGUCAGCAUAAUUUUAUAUCACACUGCACUGAGAAUGUUAGUACUAGUUUAGUUAUAAAUAGUUACAUACCGUCAUUCUGAUGUUAUAGGUAACAUUGAAAACUGAAAAUCUUGAAAAUAAACCACGUCUAGUAUUCGUUUCCUGACUUUCGAGACUGUGACAACAAAGAGUUGCCCCCAUUAUACUACUCUACAUCCAAAGCUGAAAACAAACACGAAAGCAUGUCUUCUCUAUUAACAUCCGCGGAUAAACGUAAAGUCAAAGGCAUAAUUAUUCAAUUUAAAAAAUCGCCAAAUGUCAUUUCAUCAUAUAAGAUUCGCUUGAUCUUUAAUUAAUCAGUUUCAAAGUUUUGUGACUUGGUAAAUUUUAACGACUUUGUUUGAAGUCUCAAACUCUUUUGCCUGCAAAUAGCCCAUGGUUUAUUGUCAAGACCGGCUUAUUGUCAAGAUUUUAGAUAACAUGGAAAGUAAAAGAAAAGCGAAAUACUUCAAAUAUGUGUUAUACACAGCAAAAAAAUACUGUAAGUGUGUGGACAGGCGUGGGUGCAGAUAUGAGGGCGUUUGUAUGUGGUUAGGGUGAGUGUACACGUGGUUGUGUUUGACACACUACCAAACACCUCCAAUACACAAGAUAUAUUUCUGAUUUAUUUAUUAAUGACACAGUAGAUGACGACAAUAUCAGUCACUACUGUCAUGUAAACACUAACAGGCAAGCCUGUUACGCCCCAGGGCUCCUAACUAUAGGAUUUUAGUGGUGUCGGCGUGUCACUUAUUGAUAUGGCCGCAGUGGAAAAACAAUUUCCCGUAACCGCAUGUAUUGUUCGUCUGAUCUUCAAUAUUGUUUUGUUUAACAUAAUUUAUUUAUGAAUGAUACAGUUGUUAUAAAUUAUUUAACGAUAAUAAUAUUUAUUUUCUCGUUCAUAUUACACAUAACUUGAACACGCACCGAAAAAUAGAUAUGUACAUAAUAGUGGGAAUAGAAUGAGAGUAACAUUGCUGGUGUGAUAACCAAAACAAGGGAUAUACUGUUUAUGUUUCAUUAGCCAAUGACAAACUGAACUGACAAAUUAAUUGUCAAUGUUUUGGUAAACGACAUUACAUUUUAAUGUGACGUCACAACCAAGUCAUGAGGGUUUGUUCAUUGUUUUUUGUUGUUGUUUUUUUGACAUGUUCACGGGAUAAUGUUGAAUAUAGCUAAGUAUUUAAUUAAAUGAAUUUCGCAAUCCGACAGUAUGUUACUGAAUCAAAAGAUACAUAUUAAUUUCAUACAGUAUCAGGGCGCUUCAAUAGAUGAUAAAACAUGAAAUAAUUCAGCUUAGAUAUAUGCAUUCAUGUUUACAAUAAAAUUCGUGUUCAUAAUGUUGUUA
Messenger RNA from Pecten maximus, 3262 nucleotides. RefSeq lists its product as uncharacterized. The record is from RefSeq and is a predicted model, not a curated record. Lineage: Eukaryota; Metazoa; Mollusca; Bivalvia; Pectinida; Pectinidae. The coding region runs from base 908 to 1471 and encodes 187 amino acids. The transcript is spliced from 2 exons.